UCCAGAGACGACGACCAUUUCUACACUUUCUCUUCUCCUCCACUAACUCUACGAUCGAUGGGUUGCAUCCGGCCCGCAACACCAGGUUUCCUCCUCACGGCCCUGGCAACAGCUCUUCUUGCCGUCGUAUCGUUUUGUGUCCCUUACUUCAAGUCUAUUUUCUUCUUGCAAGCCGAUAUUUCGUCGAAUGGAGUGAGUGGGUCCAUCACAUUUGGGACGCUGGGCUACUGUGUCAAUCUGGCGGGCACAACGACUUGCUCAAAGCCAGCGAUAGGAUAUGAGCUUGACAUCAACGGUCUUGUCGGGAACAGGCUGCCCAUCCAGAUUCCGACAGUCGUCGUCAAAUGGCUCACAUACGCUCUUUUCCUCCAUGUCAUUGCCCUUAUUCUUGCUGCGGGGGCCGCUAUAUUUGGCCUCUUGGCGCACGUCCGGGAGAUGUCGAUGACCUAUUGCUCCACCCUGAUUUCGGGCUUCGCAGCGGUUGUCGCCCUUCUGGCCUUCAUCUUCGACUUGGUCCUAUUCUUCAUCGCCAAAUCCCGCAUAAACGCUGUCGGCAAAGCUACUAUGGGCAAUGCUAUCUGGCUAACCCUCGCCGCCUGGAUUCUGCUGUUCUUUAGUGGAUGCUUUUAUACUGUUGGAAGAUGUUGCAUCUCUAACCGCAAACGCGGCGACUGGGACAAUCGCAAGACUGCCCCAGACCCCCAUGCCGCUUAUCGUGCUGAAGAAGGACUUCGUUUGGAUGCGAUCAAGGCUGAAGCUGACCGCAAGGCACGCCAAAAGGCCAGCGAAGAGGGUGGCUUACCCGCUUUCCAUGAAAGACAGCCCCUCAACACAACGGCUUACGAUGAUGGAUCCAAUGUCUACACAGAUAAACCCCAUACAGUUGGUGGUUAUGCGCCUGCCACUCCCGGAACUCGGACCGUCGACCAGUAUUAUGAGAAUGCCUACAACUCGUCGGCUUAUCCUCCUCCUCCCCAGCGCAAUAAUAAUAAUUACGCGCCUUCGACUUAUAGCAACAAUGCACCUCCACAGCGUCAAAACACAUACCCCACACAACAAUACCAGUCGACACCACCAGCACAACCAACCUACCAAGCCACUCCUCCAGCCCAACAACCGUACCAAUCCACUCCUCCUGUCCCACUGCCAUAUCAAUCGACUACUCCACAACAGUCAUACCCUCCGCAACAAUCGUUAUCACCACCACCGGGCGGUUUUGCCGCACUGGGUGCAAUUCGAACUGCAUCUCCUCAGCAGCAACAGCCAAACCCUUACCUUGACCCCAACCCCAACCCCAACCCAUACUUGGGUCACGCUCCUCGAGGAACGUCUUAUCACUCUGCUGCUUCACAUGGUGGAGAUUACUCGCAGUACGAUCCGUAUGACGCCGGAGUAAAUGCACAGGCGCAAGGAGCCGAGUAUUUCAACCAGUCUCCUUACACCACCCAAUACAACACGCCGCAAGGCCAAUCUCAGUAUUCAAAUAGUCCAGCCCAUGACGACCCUUACGGCGGGUAUUCUGGUGGGGGUGAUGGCUAUGGGCAGAAUACCGUUCCGCCGUUGGCUACGAGUGGCUACUUCCCUGCAGCUGGCCCAUCGGCGGACAUGCCUCCCAAAUCACCCUCGUCGCCAAAGGGUCCGAGAAGCCACCGACAUUCGCUCCGCGCAAUGAACAUCGCGGAGGAAGAGCCACCUCGGUAUGAACAAGGGUCAGAACAUGUACCGGGGGCCUGGGGCAAGAGCUAG
Mycena indigotica is the source of this 1746-nucleotide messenger RNA. RefSeq lists its product as uncharacterized. The coding region runs from base 58 to 1746 and encodes 562 amino acids. The transcript has 3 exons. NCBI's taxonomy places the organism in Eukaryota, Fungi, Basidiomycota, Agaricomycetes, Agaricales, Mycenaceae. The record is from RefSeq and is a predicted model, not a curated record. Gene Ontology annotation, cellular component: growing cell tip; cell division site; plasma membrane.